CUGCGCGGCCGCGUGUGGGAGCGGUCAAGAUGGCGGCGGCCUGAGGGCGCUGAUGGCGGGGCUGGCACGGCGCCUCCUCUGCCGGGGCGCCCCGGCGGUGCCGCCGGGCACCCGCCAGCUGCGGCAGCCCGAGGAGGCCGCCCCGGUGUUCCAGUACGCGGGGAAGGCGGCCAAGCGCAAGGAUCGCGUGUUCGUGUGGGGUUUCAGCUACUCGGGCGCCCUGGGCAUCCCCAGCUUCGUGAAGCCGGACGCGGGCUGGAAGAAGCCGCGGCGCAUCCAGAGCACGCCGUACCGCCUGGAGACGGAGGAGAAGAUAUCCUCUGCUGCCUGUGGUUAUGGAUUCACACUGCUGGCUUCUAAUACCAGAGACAUCACCAAAGUGUGGGGCAUGGGGCUCAACAAGGAUUCCCAGCUUGGAUUUCAGAGAAGCAGAAGAGAUCAAACUAAGGGCUAUGAAUAUGUCUUGGAACCAUCUCCAAUUCCAUUACCACUGGAGAAACCACAGCAAACUCGAGUCUUGCAAGUGUCCUGUGGGAGAGCCCAUUCCCUGGUCCUGACAGAUAGUGAAGGAGUUUUCACAAUGGGAAACAAUUCUUAUGGACAGUGUGGCCGGAAGGUUGUUGAAGAUGAAAUUUACAGUGGAAGCCAUCUCAUUCAUCAGCUGAAGGAAUUUGACAGCAGAGUUGUCCAGGUGGUGUGUGGGCAGGACCACAGUCUGUUUAGAACCAAGAAAGGUACAGUCUAUGCAUGUGGAUGGGGAGCUGAUGGACAAACAGGUCUUGGACACUAUAACAUCACCAGUGUUCCUACUAAGCUGCAUGGUGACAUUGCUGGAGUAAACAUUAUCCAGGUCUCUUCCUAUGGGGACUGUUGUCUGGCUGUUUCAGAUGAAGGAGAUGUCUUUGGUUGGGGAAAUUCAGAGUACUUGCAGUUGGCUUCUGUCACAGAAACCACACAGGUGAAUGUUCCCAGGCAUUUGCCAUUCAAGAUUGGGAAGGUAAAGGAGGCUGCCUGUGGAGGGACUGGCAAUGUUGUGCUGACAGAAGAAGGAAAUGUUUUUGUCUGGGGAUAUGGAAUUCUUGGGAAAGGACCAAACCUAAUAGAGACAGCAGUGCCAGAGAUGAUCCCACCCAGCCUUUUUGGCUGGUCAGACUUCAAUCCAGACACCCGUGUUGCUCAUGUUCGCUGUGGACUCAGCCAAUUUGCAGCACUUACAAACAGAGGAGAACUGUUUGUGUGGGGGAAGAAUCUAAGAGGGUGCCUGGGAACUGGAAGAAUGGAAGACCAGUAUUUCCCAUGGAGAGUAAGGAUGGUGGUAUUAAGGCCAAGAGUAUAUUCUUUGGCUAGUUUUUGUUAUCCUGAGGGCAAAGAUUAUAAUUUGCUGUGUAGUUUUGUUGAGUAAUUCUGAAAGGAGUGGAAGGCUAAGAUGAUGUAGAAUGCUUUGUUUUCCAGAGGUCCUUGUGGAGCCUGGGAAUGGAGGUAUUCAGUAAACAUUUUAGUCUGCUAUGCCAGUAAUGAUUUUGAAUCCUGAAACAUCUGGUGCUGUGCCACCACAUCUGAACAGUUUUUAUCUUCCUGCCCAUAACAUCUGCUUGCUACCCUUCCUGCCUCUUCCUUUCCCUUCUAACCUGCUCUUCUCUUUGUAUGUGCUGCAAAGAAAACCAUCAGUAUUGGUCAUCUGUCCAAAUCAUUACUCACCUAAAUUAGGUAAACGUUUUGGUUUGUAGUGGCUACAGGUCCACAUAGUGGUGGGCUUCCUUCCCAUCUGUGGUGGUGGGUCAGUGGGCUGACUGUCAAGUUAUCCAGGAGGUCCUUACUCAGCUGUCUCACAGUGCUUCCAGUUCCACUGCUUCCUCCCAGAUGGCUCUGGGAGCCAGACUCAGUGGAUGUAGAAGUGUCUUUGGUUCUGGAGUUCAGCAUUCAGCCUAACAGAUGCUCCUGGUCUCCAGGAAGGCCAAGUAGGAGAUGAGGGAGGCAAUCAGUUGGACCACCCUGGAGUGUCUGUCUGAACUUGCAGUAAAUGUGUUUCUGUAGUAUGCUUUCUUCUUUGUUUAAAAAUGAACAAAACCAGACCAGCUCUGGAACAUUUGCCUAAAAUCACACUGCUAUGGCUGGGUGGAAUUUCUGAAUUCAUUUCCCCAAAUGUAGGCAUUGGGGGUUAUGCUCUUUCAGACAGCCAGCUCCUGUCUGACAGUACUGUGCCAAUGUGCCAGGAUCCUUGUCUGUGACCUCCUGCCCUAGAAAUAGCUGCUGUCCUCUCUCUUGGCUCUGAGGAAAAACUUGCUUUUUUAGACUCUGCUUUCCUCAAGUUUGAAGUCAGUUUUAAGUGAAUAAGCUUCAGGAGUUAGGAACUGGUCUCUUAGCAUCAAAGCACAAACUGCCGUAGGCUGAGUUGAGCCUUUGCCUUGUUCCAGUUCUUGCUGAUGAAAAAAGAGGCAAAUCCCUGUGGUGCUUGGGCAGAUCCUCUUCCUGAUGUCCUAGGUUAUGCUCUGUUCACUUGUGCUGCUUCUACUGCUGAACAGAUGGGCUGAGGCUCCAAUCUCCUCACUGUCUGCUGGUGAGCCUGCUCUUCUUUUUCCUUCCAAAGCUUUAUGUGCUUCUGUGAAGGAAAGAGAGGAGUAUUUCACAGCUCAGUGCACAAGCCUGCUUGGUGCUGAAUCUUGCUCUUUCUGUGUUUUUUAGUUGGCACUUGCAUUGGUACAAAUCCCUGUGAAAUUAGUGGCAUGUUGAGUGGAAGGAGGAUGAGGAAUAGGAACUGCCAGGUGUGAAGUAUGAGCUUGAUAAACAACCUGCUCUCCUGUGUUUCAUCCAGGUGACUGUACCCGGUGAGGUGGUGGAUGUGGCCUGUGGAGUUGAUCAUAUGGUCAGCAUGGUCAGGUCUUUCACCUAAGGAUGCUGCUGGGUCUCAGCACUGUACCAGGGCAAUGCAGGGACUUGGUGACAAGCUUCUUGGGAAGGAAAACUCAUUUUAUGAAACCAAGGGACUGUGAGCAGAGACAGCCACAGCAGUGUCUGGGUGCUUUAUCGUCCCUGCAUCACUGGAAUGCUCUGCCUGGCUGCAGGAAGGAAGCACGUGCCCUGAGGAGUGUGGAAAUGCAGGGAGUGCUCUGGCUCCUGCGUGAUGAGCUCCCAGAGGAUCUGAGGCCCCACCCAAGCUGGUGAGCCCCUCUGUGCCUGAAGAUGAAGAGCAUCUCCCUUAAGGAAGACUGUUAUGGGAUGAAAUCUACAGCACAGAACAUUGAUACAUGGACAUUUCCUGUCACCAGCUCUGGAGUGUCAGCGUUGGGCAGAGCCAGACUAUUUCUCAAGGGAAAAUUUGGGUGGUUUUUAAUUACUAUUAUGUGGAAGAGUGGUCAUGCUAGGUCUAGAAGCCCAGCAUGACUGUCCUGCAUGGCCACCCUCAGCUGCACUGUGCCCAGGCUGUUGUCCUGUGCAGAAACUGGAUGCACAGCCCUUGCUUGGAGGCAGUGAUGUGUCUCUGGGCUGUUGAUGGCUUUCUAUGUUAGUGCUAAAGACUGAACACCAAAGGAACACAUUCAAAGAGUGUUGGCAGGGGUAAGUACUAUUAAAUAAGACAGCAGGCUCUCUGUGCUGCAGGAGGACAGAUGGAUGGUGACAGAAGCCAGUCUAGCUUAUUGAGGGAGGCUGGAAACAAAGCCCUGCAAAAUCCUGCUCAGGCAUGGAUGUGAGCAGUGCUCACUACCCCUCAGGUACCUUUGUCUCCUUGUGCUGAUCACACAUCACUGCCUUUGAUUUUUUUUUUUUAAAUUCCCCACACCCUUUCUGUUUUCAGAGGUAUGGCUCUCAGUUGCAAUUAGCUGGGGAUUUCAGGAUUGCCUAGCAGGGGAAGGAGUCUUAAUGGGUAAGCAGCAGAAUUUCAUUCCUUGGUACCUUCUUAGCAGUAAGCUGGUAGAGAUGGGAUGCAGUAGCUGUGAGUAUCUGUAGCAGGCACUUACCCAAUCUCACACCCAAGUGUGGGGAAACUGUCUCCUGUGAAACACUCCAAACAUCAGGCAGAGUUGUGUCUUUUCUCUCUGUGUGGGAUACUUCUAGUGUGCAAACUGUUUUGGUGGAAUCCAAGCUAGUAGGUUUUCAAUAAACUGAUUAUAAAAUCUUUAUCAGUAGUAAUAGGAAUAUUCUUGAGCAUGAUUUGCUCAUGCAUUGAUUGGAUCUGCAUUUGAAGUGCAGCAUUUUGGUUCACAGUUAUGUGACAGGAAACCACUUCUGUCAUACCUGCAGGACUGAUAGUGCUGCAGUCAGGCAUUGCAUCCAUGGCCCCAUGAGACACCACCAUGGUGGCUUCAUUAGAUUAAAUUCUGUAUCAAAACUCAAUGUGUAAACUUUACCUUGAUUAAAUAAGUUUUGAAGGGUUUGCAUAACAUAUAGGAAAGUUGAACCAAAGUACAUGGAGAUAGAGACACCUCUCUUGAGUAGUAGUUUCUGUGUAACAGGUAUUGCUGGGUGGGUGAGGCAGAACAGAAAGCUGCUGUGAAACUGGCAGACUUCACUACUCUGAGCUCCCAUUUGGUUGGCUUUAAUUUACACCUGAUUCUACAUGCAACUUGGGCCACUUGCAGUGCCCAAGCCUGUCUUGUUGGCCUUAUGGGAUAGGUUUGCCCUUUCAACUUGAGGAGGCUUAUUAAACAUGGGAAACACAUAAAAAAACUGGUGAGAAAGGUGUUCCAAACAGUUCUCCAUGGAUGUUGCUGUUGAGGUGGGCUGGUUAGUGCCCGGCUCUCAGCUGCUCCCAUUCCCAGCUGCUUCCCAAUGCGCCUUGGGCCUGCUGAAGAGCUGGGUUGAGUCCUUGUGUUGCAUUCUUGCUGUACAAUAAAUUGCAAAUUCUGUGUUACUGAGAUGCCAGUGAGGUCCUCAGCCCUUAGUAGGAGUGUUGUAUGGCUUAAUGCAGUGAUGUUUGUGCCUCCACUGUAGUGGUUGUGGGCAUUCUCAGACGUGCUGCUUGUGGGAGCAAGGUUAAUGGCAGUGAGGGCAGCAGGCACCAGCACUUACCCGUGGUUUGGUUACAGUGUGGCUGGAGAAUUUGACUUUAGCCAGGUGACCUCAACCUGCUGUCAUCCCUCCCCCAUCAACAGGACAGGGAGAGAGAAUCUGGAGGAAAACAUACGGGUUGGAACAAGAACAGUGACCUGUUACCAUCGUGGGCACAGCAAACUCAGGCUGGGGAGAUUAUUUUAUUGCCAAUGAAAUAGAGCAGGGUAAUGAGGAAUUAGUAUGUUUAAAUAGAAGUCUAACAGUGCCUUUGCCAUACAUCUCCCUUCUUCCCAGGCUCAGCCCUGCUCCUGACUUUACUACUUCUUCAUCUCCUCUACUGACCCUUGUAUUUACAUGGUUGUCUGUCUCAGAUUUUUACUCCUUUCUUUUGGCUGCUGCUGUGCAGCAGUUUUUCUCCUUUCUAAAAUACAGUUCUUUGAGAGCUGCUGUUGCUGAUGGCUCAGUGUUAGCUCAGAAAAUGAAAAUACCCUCUUCCCUGCCACACCCCUUUGUCUGUUGAGGGCAGAUCCAACCUGUGUGGCUCAUGCUCCUCCUGCAGGAUCAGGGCCACACAGGAGCCCAGCUGUGCUGGGGUAGCUUCAGGUCACUGCCACUGUGAACUGCAAAGCAACUUUGCCUCAUUUUGUCCUUCAAAGUAUGGCAAAGUAGACAGCCCAAAAUAUACCAGCAUCCUAAAUAUACCUGCAGUGAGGGAGUGUAUGGGCCAAGGAGGCACAUGGGGAGCAGCUCAAAUUAGAACUAGAAUAACCUACUUGAAUUGGCAUUGAUGACACAAGUGAUUUGCCCUCAGAUCAGCACUGUGCUGGCGUGUUUGGCUUAAAAUAGCCCAGAAGGGCUUUGGGAUGGUCCCCUGGUGCAGAGCCCUGUGCAGGAACAGCUCCAAGCACUGCAGUGGCCCAGCAGGGUUGCCACAGCAGCUGAGGACUGCAGGAGCUGCAGGAAGGAUGGGGGAGAGAUUCAGGUCCAAGUGUACCUGCACAAGCUCAGGCCUGCACACCCCACCAUCCCAAGGGGUCCUGGCAAAUCCCUGCUGGGGAGCUGAAUCCAGCUGGGCUGCAGCCCCCACACAGCAAAGCUGUCUCAUCUGUCAGCAGACUGCCCCACUGGGAGUAAAACAUCAACACCUGUAAGACAGAGAUUAUCUUAGGCACUUGCUGUGUUACAGCAGACUUUUCUCUACAGGAUCCUUCAAAAACAGAUGAGUCAGAGAGCUAAUAAUUAGCCUUAGGCAUUCAGAAUACUCCUGGAACAGUAUUACUUCACUGUGCUUCAUCAUAACUCAUAAAAAUACAUUUUUGUAACAUUUUUUGCAAGGGGCAGGAAUCUCCCCCAUCUCCCUCCAGUGUCCCAGCACCUCCUGCUCAAAGGGGUGAGCCUGGGCAGGUGAGGUAAGAAAAACACUGAUAGGAGAAGGCAUCAGUGUCUUUGGGGUCUGGACACCAGUCCUCAGUCCUGUCAUUUAACCAUAGAUGCCAUUUGCUUCUGUGGGUAGUUGCAGGCAGUGUUAAAGGUUGUGUGGCAGUGUCUGUGCUUACUCAUUUGGGUUUUUGUUUUACUGGAUUAAACCCUUGAGGCAAUGCUCUGCAUUAAGGCUGCAUUCCAUAUUAACACUCCCUCAGUUAAUUUCUUACAUGAAUGUUUUAACACUUGAUUAUAAGAGUAAACAAUGGAUUACACUAUACUAAAAAGGAGAUGCUUUUCUUGCCUACAGUUUAUGUAGAUGAGCUGCUUCCCUUUAAAUGGUUAAAACUGUAAUAGGGUGAUGAUAUGUCUGAUUUCACUGUUUUUCUUGCACACUUCACACAGGUUAUUCAGCUUUUUCUUGCAGACCAUGUGACAAUGGUGCUGUGCACCACGCUGCUGUCUGAGACUCAGGACCCACAGUGCCUGCCCUAGAAUAGUCCAUGAGGAGGCUGAGUUUGUUCCCCUGCCUCUGCUGGGGUGCAGGGCUCUGGGGGUGUCCUGCCAGCAUCUCUGGGGGGCUGCCCAGACUCCUGGGCACUCUGCAGUGAGCAGGUAAAACUGCAUCUGGCAAAUACACUAGCAGCAUCUCACUGACCUCUUAUUUGCAAAGAAGAGGAUAGGGCAGGUUUGGUGGCUUCCAGAGAACAGCUGGAGGAUGGAGAUGGUGGUGGGUUUCAUUUUUAGGGGUACAGUACACCCAGAGACAGGACCUGGCCACCAGAAAGACUUAGGGAUGUCUGGUGCCCUUCCUAAACUCCGUGUGUGUGAGUGACACCUAACAUGGCUGUAGGUGAAAUAAAUAAGUUACAUCUUGCA
Molecule: messenger RNA, 7290 nt
Organism: Taeniopygia guttata (zebra finch)
Lineage: Eukaryota; Metazoa; Chordata; Aves; Passeriformes; Estrildidae
Source: RefSeq, a predicted model, not a curated record